Messenger RNA from Microthlaspi erraticum, 1905 nucleotides. NCBI's taxonomy places the organism in Eukaryota, Viridiplantae, Streptophyta, Magnoliopsida, Brassicales, Brassicaceae. The record is from the annotation of a GenBank genome assembly.
AUGGCUCCUGUUUCGAUGCCUCCUGGUUUCCGGUUUCAUCCAACAGACGAAGAGCUUGUCAUCUACUACCUCAAACGAAAGAUUAAUGGUCGGACGAUCGAAUUAGAGAUAAUUCCUGAGAUUGAUCUCUACAAAUGCGAGCCUUGGGAUUUACCAGGGAAAUCCUUGCUCCCAAGUAAAGACCUAGAAUGGUUUUUUUUCAGUCCACGAGACCGAAAAUAUCCAAACGGAUCAAGAACAAACCGGGCGACAAAAGCAGGUUACUGGAAAGCCACAGGGAAAGAUCGUAAAGUAAAUUCAAACUCAAGGACCGUCGGAACAAAGAAAACAUUAGUUUACUAUCGAGGAAGAGCUCCUCAUGGCUCUCGUACCGAUUGGGUCAUGCAUGAGUACCGUCUUGAAGAGCAAGAAUGUGACUCUAAAUCCGGCAUACAGGAUGCGUAUGCACUAUGUCGAGUGUUCAAGAAGAGUGCUUUAGCCAACAAGUUAGAAGAACAAGAACAACAACAUCAUGGAAGGAAAAGGAACAAAGCAACCACUAAUAGUGAACAAUCUAAUUCUAGUACUUGUUUGUAUUCCGAUGGAAUGUAUGAAAACCUAGAAAACUCUGGAUAUCCGGUCUCAUCCGAUACAAGUCUAACUCAAGUUGGUAACAUUUCUUCGUCGGGUAUGGAAACGAUGGAGAACAAAUGGAGUCAGUUUAUGUCGCAUGACAACACGUCUUUCAACUUUCCUGUCGAGCCUACACAGUUUUAUUCUCAAUAUGGAACAAUCUCAUAUCCUCCCUCAAAGGUUGAGAUAGCGUUAGAGUGUGCAAGACUGCAAAAUCGUAUGUUGCCACCUGCGCCACCACUUCACAUAGAAAAUUUUACACAAGGAGAAUAUUUGGUAAACAAUGUAUCUAAUGAUACAGAUGAAAUGUUGAGCAAGAUUAUAGCAUUGGCUCAAGCCUCUCACGAGCCACGGAGCAGUCUAGACUCGUGGGAGGUUGCUUCUGGUUCCGGAAACUUCCAUGGAGAUUUUAGCUGUUCGGGAGAGAAAUUCUCAGGUUCAUGGGUAGAGGCCAACAUGAAAUCUGUAGAUUUGCAAGAACAUCAUGGGAGGUUUAAGGAAGAAAAAAUGGUUGAGAAUUUGAGAUGGGUAGGAGUAUCAAGCAAGGAACUAGAAAAGAGCUUCGUUGAAGAACAUUCGACGGUAGUUCCUAUAGAAGAUAUUUGGAGCUAUCGUAGGGAUGAUCAAGCACAUGAACAUCAAGAUGGUGUGGAAGUUAAUAACAAUGGAGAUGUGGAUGAUGUUUACACACUUGAGUUCUCAGAAAAUGAACAUAAUGAGAAUCAUUCCGACAAGAUAAACAACAACGAUCACGACACAACGAGUUCCCCACGUUUUGAGAUCGUUAAGAAAGUUGAGGUUACUCAAGGAAUGUUUAUUACAACUCGUCAGGUAACAAAUACAUUCUUUCAACAGAUCGUACCAUCACAAACCGUUAUAGUUUACAUAAAUCCAACCGGUGCCGACGAACGUUGUCAUGAAAUGACACAAAAGGAGGAUGUUCAUGUCCUUAAAAAGGUCAAUCCGCGGAUCGAAAGCAUAGUCUCAAGAAUUCUAGGACCGUGGAGAAAACUUUCGAAUGUUCUUUGUUUCAUCCCUACGCUUUUAUUGAUGCGUUGUGUUCAUCAAGGAGGUAACUCUAACAAAAACCGAAGAAGUGAAGGAGAUUGUAAUGAUCGGGGGACAAUACUUAUGAUGAAAAAUGGUGUGGUGAGAAGAAAAUCUUGGACGAAGAAGAAAGAGAAAGGUAUGGGUGAUGAAGAAGGUUUGAGAGUUCAAGAUAGCUUUAUGUUGAAGAAGUUGGGGCUUUCUCUUGCUAUUAUCUUAGCAGUUUCUAUCAUGUGUCUUAUGUAA